This is a messenger RNA of Cyclopterus lumpus (lumpfish), 2303 nucleotides long. RefSeq names its product trans-golgi network protein 2 (gene tgoln2). Lineage: Eukaryota; Metazoa; Chordata; Actinopteri; Perciformes; Cyclopteridae. Bases 164 to 1000 code for a protein of 278 amino acids. The record is from RefSeq and is a predicted model, not a curated record. The transcript is spliced from 4 exons.
GCAUGUUUGGUUUGUACCGUUUGGACACGGAAGCAGGAACCCGGACUCAAACCAAAACCUCCAACCUGUCGUCUUAGAUUUGUCAACGCGGAUUCUGGCGUGAGCUCAAAGAAGAGACCGAUUACAAAGAUUAGUUUUGUGUGUUAUUCGGAGUGCAUACACAAUGAGGGCGGCUUUCUUGUUCCUCGCCAUAUUUCUGAGUUUCUGCUCGGUCAGAGGGGCUCCAGUGGAAAAUUCUCCAGACCUUACAAAUUCAAACAAAACGCAGGAAAAUAAAUUGAAGCAGUCAGCUAGCACCACCAAUACAUCAGCAGCAUCCAGUACAGUUGCUGUAAAAGCAGAGACAACUCUAAAGCUUACAACAAUGCCAAUUAAGGAUGACAAGCUGGACAUAACAAACCUUACGCACACGCUAGCAAAGGCACCAAGUCGGAGAGAGAAGCAGGUGGAUGUUAAGCUUAACCAACCGCCACAUGUAACUAAUAAAGGGAAGCAAAAUCUAACUGACAAAGACCAAACAAAUGAGCAUACAAGCACACCCACAUCUGACUUAACAGAUCUGAAAGUACAACCCAAGUCUCCUCCAGUUAAAAAUGUAAUAGCAUCUGAAGAGUCAGGAGGGCAAGGGAAGGAGCAAGGGGCAAAGGGCACAAUGAAAGAGCCAGAAGACAAAGACAAGAAAGACAAAACACUUUUAGAGGACAGCACUGAGGACGUAACAGAAGGAGAGGUCGUCGACAAGCUCCAACCAGUAGACGAGGACAGCAAACAUAGAGAAACCGGAGAGAAAGUUCCAUAUGACCCAACUAGUAUAAAUGAUGAGGAAGAAAGCAGUCAUUUCUUUGCCUACCUAGUCUCUUCAGCUGUGCUGGUAGCAGUGCUUUACAUCACUUACCACAACAAGCGCAAGAUAAUUGCAUUUCUUUUGGAAGGGAAGAAAUCCAGAUCCACACGUCGCCCUAAAUCCACAGAAUACCAAAAGCUGGAACAGCAAAUCUAAGCUCAAGUCAUUCUCUUGCAGCUGAAUGAAUCAAGCAGCUGAAUACACUGGCAGUUGUGUGAGAAGAGGGUGAUUGGAUACUGGCGUUAGAUAUUUUCAUGGUCUACUCUGCAUUGUUUUAACCUUGUGUUAAAUGGACAUUCUUCUAUUUUAUACCUUUUAGAUGCUUAUCGUAUGACUAUGCAGACGACACUGUUGCCUUAUUGAGGAAAUUAGUGAAAUGCAGUGAAGGUAAAAUAAGCAUGCUGUUUUUGCACUUGUGUCGUUAUUCCACUUGUAUGGCAAUCUUGUAAUUUGACCUGACUAAGGUUUGGACUCAGGAUAUUUCAGUAGCAGAUGAAAAUAUUAGCUGUCUGGUUUCCAGAAGACUCGUGAUUGCACUGUGCACUAAAUAAGCCAUCUGAUUCUUUGUAAAAUACUGUGUAAAAUUUCUUUGAGGUUGUUUUAAAUGUCGAUGUGAUGAGUUGUAUCAAAAAUGUAUCACAAUGGGAUUUCUGCUCGUGCUCAUAACCAUGUGGUAUUGGUCAGAUGAAUGUAGGGACCUUUAUUAUCCAAACGAGAUGCUAGCAGAGUGCUCGCCCUCUUUAACUGCCUAAAUGCAGAGACUUAAACAUCUGAAAUAUUUGCUUGGAGAAAUACUUUUAGGAAAAGCGCCAAUUUGCUUUCUUGCUGAAAGUUAGAUGAGAAGAUCAAUACAACUCUCACAUAUUUCUAAUAAAUAUGACAUUAAAGGUGCACUGUAAGGAAUUCAGAGCAUUAACAUUUUAACAACAAUUUGUGCAUGUCGGUGUACCCAACUGGUGAGCUCUCGGCAGCUGCUCUGCACUGCCCUCCUAAGGCGGAUACAGCUGGUAAUGCCGGUCCGAUUGGUGUCUUUGUUGCUGAAGUGUAGGACCCACCUUCAGUCUUUGCCACGUUGUCAGCCAUUGAGAGGCAAUAGAAAUGCUCCAAAUCUCGUCUUUAGCAGUUUAAGGCUACAGCCAGCUGCCGUAAGAGUAGCUUAGUGUAAGGACUGGAAACGGGAAAGGCGAGCCUGACUCUGUCCAGAGGUUACAAAAGCCUCCUUCCAGCACCUUUUAAACUUCACUCAUUAACUCUCCUCAUUUGACUCUGGUGUAGGGAUGAAAAUGAGUAUAUUUCCCAAAAUGUUAAGAUGCAACUGAAUGUUUUAACUGCUGUUGUGGUGUUGGGUUCAUGUGCAAAGGCCUCUUAAUUUAUUCAGUCUAAAUGUUAUAUGAGGUGUAACUCACAUUAAAAUAUUGUUUAUCUAAACUGUCAGUCCGGUUACUGUCUGACUGCUCGA